Dentiscutata erythropus is the source of this 212-nucleotide messenger RNA. Lineage: Eukaryota; Fungi; Glomeromycota; Glomeromycetes; Diversisporales; Gigasporaceae. The record is from the annotation of a GenBank genome assembly.
AUGCCUCAAAAAACAAAAAAAAUAGAGUAUUGUCCAGCAGGUCAUCAUUCUUCAGAGGAUUCUUAUUCUGAUAGCAAAAAUUCCGUUCGAUUUGGAAAUUGUUCUUUGUGUACUAGAGAACAUUUUAUCCAAGAAUUUAAAACUUGGUCUAGUGGGAAUGCCAACAUUGAUAAGAUUAUACAAGAAUCUCAAAUAAAUAACAUUUACAAUAA